Messenger RNA from Phragmites australis (common reed), 1508 nucleotides. RefSeq names its product gibberellin 2-beta-dioxygenase 6-like. The coding region runs from base 135 to 1184 and encodes 349 amino acids. The record is from RefSeq and is a predicted model, not a curated record. Gene Ontology annotation, molecular function: dioxygenase activity. Lineage: Eukaryota; Viridiplantae; Streptophyta; Magnoliopsida; Poales; Poaceae. The transcript has 3 exons.
GUUCGCUGCCCUAUAUAUAGGCCUCGCCACCAAGAACUUUCGAUUUCGUGGACGCGUGCUUAGCCAUUAGCCAGUGCGAGCAAGUGUGCACUGCUACGUGUGCGUAGCACAAACCUUACGCGCGUUCACGCACCAUGCCGGCCUUCGCGGAGAGCGCCGCCGACCCACCUCUGGCCGACAGCUACCUCACGCUGCUCCGCCGCGGCGAGCGCGACGGCAUUGCACCGUCGACGGAGGGCGGCCUAGCCGUUCUGGAGUGCGAGUUGCCCAUGAUAGACGUGAAGUGCCUGACGUCGAGCGGGGGCAGCGCCAGCGCGAGGGAGCGGGCGGCGUGCGCGGACGCCAUGGCGAGGGCGGCCUCCGAGUGGGGCUUCUUCCAGAUGACUAACCACGGCGUGAGCCGGGCUCUCCUGGAGGAGAUGAGGAGGGAGCAGGCGAGGCUAUUCCGGCUGCCGUUCGAGACCAAGGCGAAGGCCGGGCUGCUCAACGGCUCGUACCGGUGGGGCGCCCCGACGGCCACGUCGCUCCGGCACCUCUCGUGGUCGGAGGCGUUCCACGUCCCGCUCGCCAGCAUCUCAGGGAAGGACUGCGACUACGGGGAGCUCAGCUACUUGAGGGGCGUGCUGCAGGAGGUGGCGGACGCGAUGUCGCGGUUGGCGACGACGGUGGCGGUGGCUCUGGCGGAGAGCCUGGGGUACGAGGCGACCGGGGGCGCGUUCCCGGCGGGGUGCGACGAGACGACGUGCUUCCUGCGGCUCAACAGGUACCCGGCGUGCCCGUUCGCGGCGGACACGUUCGGGCUGGUGCCCCACACGGACAGCGACUUCCUCACGGUGCUGUGCCAGGACCAGGUCGGGGGCCUGCAGCUCAUGAAGGACUCGCGCUGGGUCUCCGUGAAGCCCCACCCGGACGCGCUCAUCGUCAACGUCGGCGAUCUAUUUCAGGCGUGGAGCAACAACAGGUACAAGAGCGUGGAGCACAAGGUGGUGGCAAACGCCAAGGCGGAGCGGUUCUCGGUCGCAUACUUCCUGUGCCCGUCGUACGACUCGCCCGUGGGCACGUGCGGCGAGCCGUCGCCAUACAGGGCCUUCACCUUCGGGGAGUACAGGAGGAAGGUGCAGGAGGACGUCAAGAGGACCGGCAAAAAGAUUGGGCUCCCCAACUUUCUCAAACAUGCUGCCUAGCUAAUGACGGCCCGGAAGGAGCUAUCUUCGUCUUCUGAUAUUACGGUCGAUAUGAACUCGACCUCGCUGUACAAGAAUAUUAUUACGUGGGCUUGAAGGAGCUUUCUACUUUUUCUUUUUUUCCCAUUUUUGCUUAGGUGAUAGGUCCCUACACAAUAGAGUAAAUGAGGAGGACGUGUGUGCUUAUCAAUCAAGCUAUCGUUAACAUCGAGUAAUUGGCGCGUGCAGGGCACCUUUCCUGUACGCACCUCCCCUGUUCUGCUUCCUGUUUCUGUCUACUGUUCGCGUUUUGUUCAAUAAACCUACCGCGCAAAACGUGUAAUG